GUUGACCAUCUUGAUUGGAGGUCGUAGGCUCGGAUAACCUUUCGACAUGGCUUGGCUGAGCACAACUUAAGUGGACUAUCGACAUGGCGGAGAACUCAGCAAGUUGUAAACUGCCUUGUCUCCCAAAGUUACCAUCGUCGGCUCAACCCCGAGCAAGGCGGAGGUGAUCGCAGAGCAUUACCAGAGCAUGUGGCCAGCUGAGAUCAUCUCGUGGUCAACAGGGACAUCAAUAAAUAGCCACCCUGCUGCUCGUUUCCCCUCCAGCACUACCACCACACCCACGCCCAAUACUCCCUCAUCCCCUUCAGUAUAGUUUAGUACAGUACCCUUCUUCACCAAGCUUAUCAUCAUCUUCUCGAAGUUCCUGGGAGAACUCUAGAGGCCAGCUUGUAGUAAGAAAACCAAAAACAAAACUUUUUUUAGAACAAAAAAAACAACAAAAAAAUGGCCUUAUCGGAUAUCCGGAUAUUUCGUCUACUAGUCCAAUUGGCUCUGAUGACACUUUCGCUGUCAGUCAUCGGUCUAUGCAUCAAGGCCAUGAACGAAUUGGCCGAAGAUAGGCGCAAGGUCGCCAACCUGUUUCCCUUGGGCAGAAUCCUAGCUAGACCGAUUGUUGGAGUGGGAAUCGCACUGGUCAUCACUUGCAUUGGGAUCAUUUUCGUGGCGAUCCUCAACUCGAUAUAUAUCUUGAAGGACAGAUUCCCGCAGGCCAUCCGGAAACGCUGCCCACAGUCAAUGAGCACUAAGACGAUGUCCGUCUUCGCCGUCAUCCUCACCCCGAUCAACAUCGUCCAGAGCUAUCUGACAGCUGGUCAGAGCUCUCGAGUGACCUCGAGCGUUGUUUCCGAAGCGACCAUCGAGCAAAUUCUUGAGUACACCGGACGAAGUUUGCGGUACAAGGAUAUGGUAGUCGUCGUCGAUUACACCGUGAUCUCCUGGAUCAUCUUGCUCCUCCUCAUCGUCGGAAUUGUCAUCGAAUCCUCUAAAUUUUCUCGACCCGAAUACGGGGAUACCACGAAAGAGCAGCUCAGCGCAUAAGCCAAGACUGAUUCAAGAGAAAUCAGAUAGGAUUCUUCUUUAACCGUCUGUAACAACA
Puccinia graminis f. sp. tritici CRL 75-36-700-3 is the source of this 1096-nucleotide messenger RNA. RefSeq lists its product as uncharacterized. NCBI's taxonomy places the organism in Eukaryota, Fungi, Basidiomycota, Pucciniomycetes, Pucciniales, Pucciniaceae. The record is from RefSeq and is a predicted model, not a curated record. The transcript has 4 exons. The coding region runs from base 445 to 1038 and encodes 197 amino acids.